CAGAGUUGUUCACGCGUCCGGUUGUUGCCGGCUGCGCUGAUAAUCAUACACUUAAGAAGGCACUUCAGCUAAGCUAAUUGUUUUCUCUUAUCGUAAUCCAAGUACAUAGUACACACAAAUUGAACUUAACUGCCUAUAAAAGCAAGAACUGCGACUUGAACGCACUUAGUUUAGCGCCAUCAACAGCAUACGUUUGCAAUGUCAAAAACAAUUGGGAUUUGGUUAACAUUACUUUAUGUACUCAGCUUCACGCAUAAUGUUGAGCUCAGACAUAUUAAGGGUGCACCUAAAUCCGAUCCAGAACCACAAUGUGGAUAUCAGAGCUGCCAUCCAACAAAACCAAAUAUGCUGAAUGUACAUCUUAUUGCUCAUACCCAUGACGAUGUGGGUUGGCUUAAGACUGUCGAUCAAUAUUAUUAUGGAAGUGAGACCCAAAUUCAGAAGGCUGGGGUGCAAUACAUUAUUGAUUCGGUGGUGGAAUCCUUAUUAAGAGAUCCCGAAAAACGAUUCAUUUAUGUUGAGUCCGCAUUUUUCUUCAAAUGGUGGAAGGAACAGACGGAGGAACUGCAGGACAAGGUGAAAAUGCUGGUAAACGAGGGACGCUUGGAAUUCAUAGGUGGAGCCUGGAGUAUGAAUGAUGAGGCAACCACGCAUUAUCAAAGUGUAAUAGAUCAAUUUGCAUGGGGUUUAAGGUUAUUGAAUGAUACCUUUGGAGAAUGCGGCAGACCCAAGAUUGGCUGGCAAAUCGAUCCGUUUGGACAUUCACGAGAGAUGGCAUCCAUGUUUGCACAAAUGGGAUUUGAUGGUAUGUUUUUCGGACGGUUGGAUUACCAGGAUAAGGACGAACGUUUGAUGACACAAAACGCCGAAAUGAUAUGGCAUGGUUCCGAAAAUUUGGGGGAGAAAGCUGAUUUAUUCUCUGGGGCACUAUAUAACAAUUAUCAAGCACCGGACGGAUUCUGCUUUGAUAUUCUGUGCUCCGAUCAACCCAUUAUCGAUGGUAAACAUAGUCCAGACAAUAAUGUCAAGGAGAAGAUCGAUGCAUUCUUUGAGUUUGUUACAAAGAUGGCGGAAGGUUAUAGAACUAAUAAUGUUCUUAUUACCAUGGGUGAGGAUUUCCAUUACCAGAAUGCUGAUAUGUGGUAUAAGAAUCUGGAUAAACUGAUCAAGUAUGCCAAUGAACGCCAGGCCAAUGGCUCGAAAAUAAACCUGUUGUAUUCAACGCCAUCGUGUUACUUGAAAUCCCUGCAUGAUGCUGGCAUUUCGUGGCCUACAAAGAGCGACGACUUCUUCCCAUACGCAUCCGAUCCACAUGCUUACUGGACCGGUUACUUCACCUCGCGACCAACUCUGAAGCGUUUCGAGAGAGACGGCAAUCAUUUCCUACAGGUCUGCAAGCAGCUUAGUGCUCUUGCCCCACAGCAAUCGGCAGAGUUCGAUCCACAUUUGAAUUUUAUGCGUGAAACGAUGGGAAUAAUGCAGCACCACGAUGCGGUUACUGGAACGGAGAAGGAAAAGGUUGCUCUAGAUUAUGCAAAACGAUUAAGUGUUGCCUUCCGUGCUUGUUCCACCAAUAUCAGAUCCGUUUUAAAUCAACUGUCUAAGGGAUCCAAUCAGGAGGCAUCUACAAACUAUCCAUUGGAACUAAAAACUUGCUCGCUUCUGAAUAUAACUAGUUGUAGUACAUCCGAGUCCAGCUCCCGAUUUGCUUUAACACUCUAUAAUCCUUUGGCUCAUCGUACCAAUGAAUACGUGAGAAUACCUGUGCUCGAUUACAAUUACGUCGUAACAGAUUCUUCUGGUAAAAGUUUGCCAACCCAAGUGGUUCCAAUACCUGGACCUGUGCUGUCAAUCAAGCAAAGAAAUUCUAGUGCCAUUUAUGAGCUUGUGUUCUUGGCCUCAAAUUUACCAGCCGUUGGAUUUAAGACAUAUUUUAUUGAGAAAUCUGAUGACACAGCUCAUAAGAAACCCAAAUCUUUACCAAAGAAAUCAACGAGUUACACCGUGAUUGGAGACAAGAACUUCAAUUUAACUUUUGAUACGAACGGUUUUCUUUCACAAGCGUCGGCCGAUGGCAUGACAAGAAUGAUUUCCCAGGAAUUUCUGUACUAUGAAGGGGAAAUUGGAAACAAUAAGGAGUUUCUAAAUCGUUCAUCUGGCGCUUACAUCUUCCGCCCCAAGGAGGGCAAAUUACAUUUCGCCACAGAUCACGUUUCCAUUGAUGCGUAUAAGGGCUCCUUGGUACACGAGGUGCAUCAGAAAUUCAAUGAUUGGAUUAGUCAAGUGGUACGCAUCUAUAACGGAAGAAACUAUGCCGAGUUCGAGUGGUUGGUGGGCCCAAUUCCCAUUGAAGAUGGUAACGGAAAGGAGAUUAUUACUCGUUUCAAUUCGGAUAUUAAAUCAGAAGGCAUUUUCUAUACCGAUUCCAAUGGCCGAGAAAUGAUAAAACGCCAACGAGAUCAUCGUGAUACUUGGAAUCUAAAGCUUCAUGAAAGCGUCUCGGGCAACUAUUAUCCAGUGACAACGAAAAUCGCUCUAGAGGACUCAACGGCACGUAUGGCGAUCCUAACCGAUAGGGCACAAGGAGGUAGCUCCAUGCAAGACGGUGCCUUGGAGUUAAUGGUUCACCGUCGUCUGUUGCACGACGAUGCAUUUGGUGUUGGCGAAGCCCUCAACGAAACUGAAUACGGCAUCGGACUGAUUGCCAGGGGCAAGAACCAUUUGUUUAUUGGUGCAUCUUUGAUUCGCGAGGAUAUAUCCCUUAAAGCAAUGGAGCGUUUAGUGCAGUUGGAGACCUUGUUGCCAUCAUGGAAAUUUUUCAGCAAUAUGAAGGAAUACACCCAACAACAGUGGCUCAGUGAGUUUACCAACUCGUAUACUGGAAUUUCAUCAACCCUCCCAAAAUCAGCGCAUCUGCUAACCUUGGAGCCAUGGCACGAUAACGAACUACUUGUUCGAUUUGAGCAUAUUCUUGAAAAAGAUGAGGAUUCUAACUACUCAAAGUAUGUGCAGUUCAAUGUCAAGGAUGUACUCGGUGGUUUCAACAUUGUUGAUAUGAGGGAAACAACAUUAGAUGGAAAUGCGUGGCUAGACGAGCACCGACGCUUCGAGUUUGUACCUGAUCCAGAAGAUGAGAGCUAUAACGCAUAUGGCGUAUUUAAGAAGCAAUCGAAUAGGGUUCACCUACUGGAUGCAGCUAAACCUCUACUGGGCGUCAAAUAUUCAAAUGAAGCCUUGGAAACCGGAGAAUUGGGAGCCGAAAGCAAUCGCAUUAGACGUAGUGCUAACAAUAGACAUUUUACUAUGCACAGAGAACGCAUUACCCAAGAUGAAAGGAAGAGCGCUAAUAAAGCAUAUGUACCAGCAAAUGACCGCGCCAAAUAUUUGAUCGAGUUAAGUCCCAUGGAAAUUCGUACUUUUGUCAUAUAUCUAGAAUAAUACCCGCUAUAAAAUAUUCUAUAAAUAAAUAGAUCUUCAAAGCA
This is a messenger RNA of Drosophila nasuta, 3482 nucleotides long. RefSeq names its product Lysosomal alpha-mannosidase II (gene LManII). Gene Ontology annotation, biological process: mannose metabolic process. Lineage: Eukaryota; Metazoa; Arthropoda; Insecta; Diptera; Drosophilidae. Bases 199 to 3438 code for a protein of 1079 amino acids. The transcript is spliced from 10 exons. Gene Ontology annotation, cellular component: lysosome. The record is from RefSeq and is a predicted model, not a curated record. Gene Ontology annotation, molecular function: alpha-mannosidase activity; carbohydrate binding.